UAGCGUUUCAGCUGCACGACACUGCUCUGAUCUCGCAGUGAAGGGUUUGAGUGGAGCGGUUCGAUGGGGAAUUACAAAUCAAGACCUACACAGACAUGCACAGACGAGUGGAAGAAGAAAGUGAGCGAGUCGUACUCAGUGAUCAUUGAGCGGCUGGAGGAUGAUCUGAGGGUCAAAGAGGAGGAGCUGGCCGAGCUAAAGCAUGUGUUCAGCUCAGACGAAGCCUUCAACAAAGUGAACCUGAACUAUCGCACAGAGAACGGCCUCUCACUGCUGCACCUGUGCUGCAUAUGCGGAGGAAACAAAUCCCACAUCAGGACGCUGAUGCUGAAAGGGCUGCGUCCAUCCAGACUGACCAGGAACGGCUUCACUGCUCUGCAUCUCGCUGCCUAUAAGGACAGUGCUGAGUUGGUUACAGCACUGUUACAUGGUGGAGCUGAUAUCCAGCAGGUUGGCUAUGGGGCACUUACAGCCCUUCACAUAGCCACAAUAGCAGGUCAUCAUGAGGCUGUUGACAUUCUCCUGCAACACGGCGCCUAUGUGAACGUCCAGGACGCUGUGUUCUUCACCCCUCUCCACAUAGCAGCCUACUUCGGCCAUGAGCAGGUGUGUAAGCUGCUGCUGAAGUUUGGUGCAGACGUGAACAUGAGCGGUGAAGUUGGUGACCGGCCGCUCCACCUGGCAGCCGCUAAGGGCUUUCUGGGUAUCAUUCGGCUGCUGAUGGAAGAAGGAGGCAAAACAGAUGUAAACGCUCAAGACAAUGAGGACCACGUCCCGCUGCAUUUCUGCGCCCGCUUCGGGCACCAGGACAUUGUGCGCUUCCUGCUGCAGGGGAACUUCGAUGUCCAGCCUCAUUCGGUCAACAUCUACGGGGACACACCUCUUCACCUGGCGUGCUACAACGGCAAGUUCGAGGUGGUGAAGGAGUUGGUGCAGCUCACGGGGACAGACAGCCUGUCCAAGGAGAACAUCUUCAGUGAGACGGCGUUUCACAGGAGCGCCUGCACCUACGGCAAGGACCUGGAGAUGGUCAAGUUCCUGAUCAGCCAGAAUGCAAUGAGUAUUAAUCACCAGGGCCGAGAUGGACACACGGGUCUGCACAGUGCCUGUUUCCAUGGACACAUCCGCCUGGUUCAGUUCCUGUUGGACAGCGGGGCUGAUAUGAACCUGGUGGCGUGUGACCCCAGCCGCUCCAGCGGGGAGAAAGAUGAGCAGACCUGCCUCAUGUGGGCCUACGAGAAAGGUCACGAUGCCAUCGUCACUCUGCUGAAACACUACAAACGGCCUCAGGAAGAUUCGCCCUGCAAUGAGUACUCACAGCCAGGAGGGGAUGGUUCUUACGUUUCUGUCCCGUCUCCACUGGGAAAGAUCAAAAGCAUGACUAAAGAGAAGGCUGACAUUCUCCUCCUGAGAGCGAGCCUCCCUUCCAACUUCCACCUUCAGCUUUCUGAACUGGAGUUUAAUGAGAUCAUUGGCUCAGGUUCUUUUGGGAAGGUCUACAAAGGACGAUGUCGCAACAAAAUUGUGGCGAUUAAAAGGUAUCGUGCCAACACUUACUGCUCCAAGUCGGACACGGACAUGUUCUGCCGAGAGGUGUCCAUCCUGUGCCGGCUCAACCACCCAUGUGUGAUCCCGUUUGUGGGGGCCUGUCUGGACGACCCGAGCCAGUUUGCCAUAGUAACGCAAUUCGUGUCUGGAGGCUCGCUGUUCUCACUGCUGCACGAGCAGAAGAGGAUCAUCGACCUGCAGUCCAAGCUCAUCAUCGCCAUCGACGUGGCCAAAGGCAUGGAGUACCUGCACAAUCUGACUCAGCCCAUCAUUCACAGAGACCUCAACAGCCACAAUAUACUGCUCUACGAGGACGGCCACGCUGUGGUGGCUGAUUUCGGAGAGUCCCGGUUCCUGCUCUCCAUGGAUGAGGAUAACAUGACGAAACAGCCUGGGAAUCUGCGCUGGAUGGCACCUGAGGUCUUUACCCAGUGCACACGCUACACAGUGAAAGCAGACAUGUUCAGCUAUGCACUGUGUCUCUGGGAGCUGCUGACGGGGGAGGUUCCAUUCGCUCACCUCAAGCCUGCGGCUGCAGCUGCUGAUAUGGCCUACCAUCACAUUCGGCCUCCGAUUGGCUACUCCAUCCCCAAACCCCUCUCUGCGUUGCUGAUGCGAGGUUGGAAUUCCAGUCCAGAGGAAAGGCCUGAGUUCUCUGAGGUUGUGGCUAAGCUGGAGGAGUGUCUGUGUAAUGUGGAGCUGAUGUCUCCAGCCUCCAGUAACAGCAGUGGUUCUCUGUCCCCCUCGGCAUCGUCCGACUGCCUGCUGGGCCGCGGGAGUCCCGGCCGGAGCCACGUAGCAGCCCUGCGCUCGCGGUUCGAGCUGGAGUACGCCCUGAACACCCGGGCAUACGCAGCCUGGAGCCAGAGUUCUGGCCGGCGUUUCUCUCAGGGUCUGUCUCUGGAUGAGCUGAGGAGGAACAUGCAGUUCCCUCCGAUGGACAGAAACGGAUACGUAUCAGAUCCCAUGAGCACCAUGAGGUUCCACUGCAGCAGCAACGCCAGCUUUGAGGACAGCAGCUAACGGCACCCUGUG
Colossoma macropomum (tambaqui) is the source of this 2583-nucleotide messenger RNA. RefSeq names its product TNNI3 interacting kinase (gene tnni3k). The coding region runs from base 64 to 2571 and encodes 835 amino acids. Gene Ontology annotation, cellular component: nucleus. The transcript has 25 exons. The record is from RefSeq and is a predicted model, not a curated record. NCBI's taxonomy places the organism in Eukaryota, Metazoa, Chordata, Actinopteri, Characiformes, Serrasalmidae. Gene Ontology annotation, biological process: protein phosphorylation; proteolysis; regulation of transcription by RNA polymerase II. Gene Ontology annotation, molecular function: RNA polymerase II-specific DNA-binding transcription factor binding; protein kinase activity; aspartic-type endopeptidase activity.